Messenger RNA from Naumovozyma dairenensis CBS 421, 3318 nucleotides. RefSeq names its product Nut1p (gene NUT1). Gene Ontology annotation, molecular function: transcription coregulator activity. Gene Ontology annotation, biological process: regulation of transcription by RNA polymerase II. Gene Ontology annotation, cellular component: mediator complex. The transcript has a single exon. The record is from RefSeq and is a predicted model, not a curated record. Bases 1 to 3318 code for a protein of 1105 amino acids. NCBI's taxonomy places the organism in Eukaryota, Fungi, Ascomycota, Saccharomycetes, Saccharomycetales, Saccharomycetaceae.
AUGUCGGUAGGCUCUAUGUCUUCAGCCAUUGAAAAGCAAUCCGUUUUUGAUCUGGCCAUAAAAUGUGCAGAUAAACAAAUUCCUGCCAAUGAAUUCUUAAACCUUUUCAAUGAGUUUUACAAUGAAAAAUUCUUAUCAAAGGUUGAGAAUGUUGAUGAGGAUGCUCAAAAUGACUCAGCUAAUUUGGGAGAAAUAUCAGAAGCUCUUUCUUCAGAUUUCGUUAAUUUAUUAAAUUCGGGGAACUCAUUCUUAAUUGCUGAUUACAUUGCCCACCUUUUAUUCGUUAAUUAUAAUACAAAUUUGGUACAACGAUCCCUAUCAAAACUAGAUUUAAUAACGAAUACUGACAUGCUGAUACAUUUUUUCUCCAAAGCUUCUAUGUUUUUCUCAUCUCUUUCUGAUAAAUUGGUACAAGACCAACUUUGUAAAGAUUUACCAGACAUCAUCAUCCCUAGCAUCUUAAGCAUGAAUAUGAAAGAAAUACCAAAGGGAUUAUUAGUUUCCAUCACUAAACUUUUACAAGUGUUAUUGAGGUUCAUUACGACACCAGUGCCUAUAACGGCGCCAAAUUCAAGAGACAAUUCACGUCAAUUGAUGUCACGAUUAUCACAUACCAACAAAUUACUUUAUAAAAAACUAUCACAAACACUCGAGUCAAAAUUAGUAUUUAAAGAAUUAAGAGCACCAUCUUUCGUUAAAGAUAAUAUACAUGAUUUCGCAACAUCUCCAUCUUUAACGUCUCCACAAUUUAUAUCAAGUCCCCUAUCAAUGAUGAAAACUCCAAUGUCCACUUCGUCUGGAGCAAAAUAUAAAGAUAUGAGACUCUUGAGAUAUUAUAAAAACAUUUGGUUGAAUUAUAAGAUUCUCUAUUGGGAACCAAUAAACUCAGACUUCUUAUCCAAAUAUGCCACAAUUGCAUCGUCCUUAUUCAAAGAACCUAUACAACCUUUACCAUCAACUGAUCAUCUUUUAACUGAUCUUAUAGAAACAUCUUUCACCUGUUUUGCUCAAUUUGUCAGUAAUAAACAAUAUCAUCAAACAAAUGCUAACUUAAAUCUUUUAGAAAAACGAUGGACAAUAUUUAUCUCUAAACAAUUACCAUUAUUGAUGUUAGAACAUACCUCCAAGAAUCCUCAAAUAGCAAGUAAAGCUCUAGAAAAUAUAGAUGAUAAAGUAACUAAAGCAAUCAAAACAUAUUAUUCACAAAUAGAUGAUUUGAAAAGUACCAACGAGGAUUUGUUUGAUGAUUACCCAACAACAAGUUUAGAUAUUAGACAUGACUUCAUCAAAUCAUUAGUAAUGUUAAAUCUAUCACCUCCAAGUCUAAUUAAUGAUUAUUUAAGGGAAUCUGAAUUGAUAGACCCUAAAACAUUAACAACUACAGAUGAUUUACUUGUAACUAACCCUCAAGGUAUUCAAGAAAAUAUUCAUGAUAUACCAACUUUCUUAUUAAAUUCAAUAAAUGCAUUAGAAUUAGAAAUGAUUAACGGUAAUAAUAAUGAUAAUAAUAAUACUGACAACAUUUCAUCUAUUAAUAAUGGGAUAUACCAACUUUUCAUGAAUUUUGAUACCAUCGCCCCAACCAAACAAAGACAACUAUCAGAAGCAAUAUUAUCAUUAUUAAAUGAUUCUGUUGAUAAAGGUAAUUAUACAAUUAUUACAAAACUAUGUGCGUUGUUAUCAUUUAAUUUCAAUCACUCAUUAACUACGAUUUUAUCCUUUACAAACCCACAAUCCUUCUUAGAAUGUCUAAUGAACUUUGUUGAUAUUAGUUGGAAAGACCCUACCACGGUUAAAAGCGAAGAUAAUGAGGAUUCAGGAUACGCAUCCAACAAUAUAUCUUUAUCAUUUAGUUGGUCAUUGUUAUUAAUAAUAACUAUAUCGCAAACUUAUGAUGUCAAAUUGACUAAAGUUGCUCUUACUUCACCAUCCUUGUCAACGGUAAAUUCUUUCUCAAUAAAUUUCUUAUCUAAAUUAUCAACUUUACCAGACGCUUACAUAUUAGACGAUUCAAAAUCGCUCUCCCCAGAAUUAUUAACACAAUCUUAUAAACUAGUUCAACGUUGGAUGUAUGAUUUAUUUGUCAAUGGUUCCAUAUCAGAUAAUUUGUCACAGACAACAGAACCAAGACAAUUAGCAACCCUUCUACCCUUUAUAUUAAAACAAGUUCUACUUGCCAUUGAAUUGGGGGCCAUUAACGAUAACUCAAACAUUUUAGGAGGAUUUGAAUAUUUUUUACAACCAUUCAUGAUGAUAGGUUUGAUUAAAACAGUUUAUUGGUUAGAACAAUAUCUCGCAGUUUUGAAAACUGGUACAUACUCUGACGAGCUAAUACAAAAUAUAUUUGUACUAUUGAACUCGAUUUUUAAUCCAGGAACUUUAAACGAAGAUUCCAGAUCAUUCCAUAAUGCAGUAUUAAGAUUAAAUGCAGUCCCCCUAUUGAAAGUGUUACGUAAAUUCCGUGUUCAAACGCAAUCCAAUUAUAAUGUUUAUUCUUCUGCAAAUGGUGGUUAUCCCGCCUUAGAGUCAUUGAUCAGGAAAUUGGUAUCAGUUCUUAAUAUAUCACCAAUUUAUAAUACUGAUCCCAGAAUCGUUAGUUCAGAAAAUAUGUAUUCUCAACAAAAACCAUUAGGCUAUGGGAAACUGUUAAUAUUGGAUGAAAAUCCAAUUAAUAAAAUCAUGACAAAUCAAAUAAAUUCAUUUUGGAAUCUUCAUAGCAGCACUUAUUAUAAUUUGGAUUAUCUAUCUGAAUUAAUUAAUCUCAUAUCACCUGAAAAAUUCUUUACAGAUGUGUUACAAACAUUAAUUUAUAAAUCAAAAACGUAUGGAGUCCCGGUAGCAAGAAAUAAGAUGUCAACAAAGGAAUCAGAGCACGUUUUAGAUUAUUGUUUCUAUUUCUUAGUAUUACACGAUGUAGAGACACAAAUAGAGGCUGUACGACUAAGUCAAUUAAUGGCUGAAGAAAAUCAACAAGUAGAUGGCAGACCUUUGAAGAAAGAAACUGUUGCUAAGAAGGAGACGAUUAUACCCAAGGCUGAAACUACACAAGAUGAUGAUUUCGAUAUGUUGUUUGGUGAGAAUGAUACAAGUACACACGAUCCUGAAGAAGAUUUACAAAUUAUAACAAUUGAACAUGCAGUCAAUGAGUUUAAUGAUAUUGCAACUUUGAAAAAUGACUCCUUUGCAAUUUUGAUACAUGAAAUGAAAGUCUCUCGUGAAAGGGCUUUCAAAGAGGGAGCUGUCUCAAGAGAAGAAUAUGAAAAAGUUUGUAAAUAUCAUAAGAAAUACCUCUCGAUGCUAAAAACGUGUGUGUUCUGA